AUGGAGGUAUUUGGACGAAAGAAAAGAAAGAUACAGCAAAUGUCUGUGAUGUAUCUGGUGGUGAUAGGGAUUUUAAUUGUUACUCAAUGUCAGGCAAGAUACCCAGGAGUUUCUUCUUUGAGUUCAGAAAUAAUCAAAGAAAUUGAUACUGCUUCAAAAAGUGAGUCAAUGGUUAAGAGACUUUUGAGCAUGAAGUCAGAAGUAGAGAAAAUUAGGACAUCCAAUCAGAUUAACGAAAGACCAGUUAUUGGUAUUUUCUCUCAACCUUACAAUGAGACUAAUGACUACAUCAUGGCAUCUUAUGUUAAGUUUGUUGAGUCUGCUGGAGCAAGAGUAGUUCCUAUUAUCUGGAGAGAUUCUGAUGAAAAAGUCUUAAAUUUAGUUCCAAAACUUAAUGGUGCUCUAUUCCCUGGAGGUGCAACUGCUCUGAAGAAUGAAGAUGGAUCUCUCACUGAGCAUGCUAGGAAAAUUGAAAUUGUGCUGAAUAAAAUCAAGGAAUUGAACGACCAAGGCAUUUAUUAUCCAAUCUUGUCUAUUUGCAUGGGAUUCCAGGAAAUUUCUCAAAGUGAAGCUCCAUAUAGGGACACUGUAGAGUUAUAUAAAUUUGAUGCUAAUGAUGUUGCGAAUAACAUUACAUUAAGAUAUUCGAUUGUGGAUUCUAAACUGUUUAAUCAAAUGCCUCAACACUUGAUCAAUGCUCUUCAGAAUGAGAACAUCACCUACAAUCAUCACCAUGAUGGAAUAUACCCAUCUAUUUGGGAUAAGUACCCAGCACUUGGAGGAGGAUAUCAUCUUCUCGGAACCUCCUACGAUGAAAAGGGUGUUGAAUAUGUUGCCUUUAUUGAGAACAAGAAGUAUCCAAUUUGGGGUUUACAGUUCCAUCCUGAAAAGAACAUCUUCACUUGGAAGACAGACAUGAAAGUUCCACAUUCUCAAGUAUCAAUUGAAUUCAGCCAAUUUUUGGCCAACUUCUUCGUAAAAGAGUCAAAGAAGAAUUUCAACAGGUUCGAUUCUGAAGAAGAAAUCUUCGACAAUAUGAUAGAACAUUUCCCAGUUGAUCUUCCUCAACUAAAAAGACAGGAUGUAUAUCUCUUCGCAGAUUCUGGCUAAACUCUUACUGCUUUUCACCA
Molecule: messenger RNA, 1130 nt
Organism: Moneuplotes crassus
Lineage: Eukaryota; Ciliophora; Spirotrichea; Euplotida; Euplotidae
Source: the annotation of a GenBank genome assembly